GAGAAUAAGCACGAGAGAAACCGGACAAUUUAGUGGACUGACGACGACACAGCGAGUGGCUUGAAUUGUGUGGACGGCAAUUCGUCUCCCCGGUACAGCUGCGUUUACAGAACAAGGAAAGCGAGUAGCAUUGUGAGGAGGCGAUCGCACGCGCGACUCGCGAGUGUGGCGGCCGGCUGGCUGGCACGUUCUCGUCGUCGUCGUCGUUGUCAUCGUCAUCGUAUCAUACUCGCACAGUCCGUCGUCCGUUGUCGUCCAGUCAGUUGUCUCGUUACACGUCUAUUUGAGCAAGGACGCAGCGGACCUGAGUGGACCACGCGACCGAGCGGAACGGGCGAGAGCGGACCCAACGAGCGGAGCGACUCGGCCACAGCUACGAGCCCAUCACGAUGAGUUUUCUAUUUGGGAGUAGGUCUUCCAAGACUUUUAAACCAAAGAAAAACAUCCCGGAGGGUACUCAUCAAUAUGAUCUAAUGAAACAUGCCGCUGCUACAUUAGGCUCCGGUAAUCUACGAUUGGCAGUAAUGCUUCCUGAAGGAGAGGAUUUGAACGAAUGGGUCGCUGUUAAUAGUAAGUUGAACAUUAUAUCUUUAUAUCAAUCAGAUCUAAACAUCUGUCUUUUUCUUUUAGCUGUUGAUUUUUUCAAUCAAAUCAACAUGUUAUACGGGACUAUCACAGAAUUCUGUACAGAGGAGAGUUGUCCCAUCAUGUCGGCCGGACCAAAGUAUGAAUAUCACUGGGCCGAUGGUCACACGGUGAAAAAACCUAUCAAAUGCUCAGCACCCAAAUACAUAGAUUACUUAAUGACCUGGGUGCAGGAUCAAUUGGACGACGAGACUCUAUUUCCAUCCAAAAUCGGAGUUCCUUUCCCCAAGAAUUUCUUAUCUAUUGCAAAAACUAUUCUGAAGCGGUUAUUUAGAGUAUAUGCUCACAUCUAUCAUCAGCAUUUUAGUGAAGUUGUACAGCUCGGUGAAGAGGCGCAUUUAAAUACGUCGUUCAAACAUUUCAUAUUUUUUGUUCAGGAAUUUAAUUUGAUCGAGAGAAGAGAAUUGGCACCUUUGCAAGAGCUAAUAGAGAAACUGACAGCGAAAGACGCACGAUGAGUCCGUCUAUUGUCUACGAGCCACUCGUCCUCUCGAAACUUUUCCAAAGAAUCUCUCAACCAUGCUAUCUUCGCUAACCCGCACAUAUAAUUACAUUAUUUAAACUGAUCUAUUAAUCGCUAACUCCACGAUCUGCCUCUGUUUCAAAGAAUUGGCGGCAAAAAUUGUCGCCGCUUCAGAAACAAGCGAUUGACGCAAGAAAAUACCUAUAGUGUUCGCUGUGAAACUUCAUUCUUCUCUGACGGCGCAUAGAUAUAUUCUGUAUACUCACUAUGUGCACACAUAUAAAAAGAGAGAGAAAAAAAUUUAUCGAGUGGAUAAAGAUAACAAGACGGAAGUUAUGAGACGGCGCGUUCGACUUUGUGACUGUUUUCUCCAAACGUUCUUCAAGCACGUUUCAAUCGUAAUUUAUUAAUUGCACUGCUGAUACACAAAGGAGAGAUAAGUACGAAGUGCAUAUUUCGAGGAAAAAAUGAAUUUGAAAAUUCUAGGUACACGCGUCUCUGUUUCACA
Atta colombica is the source of this 1616-nucleotide messenger RNA. It is a transcript of the gene mats, whose product is annotated as MOB kinase activator-like 1. The record is from RefSeq and is a predicted model, not a curated record. Gene Ontology annotation, biological process: hippo signaling; positive regulation of protein phosphorylation. Gene Ontology annotation, molecular function: protein kinase activator activity. Lineage: Eukaryota; Metazoa; Arthropoda; Insecta; Hymenoptera; Formicidae. The transcript is spliced from 4 exons. Gene Ontology annotation, cellular component: nucleus; cytoplasm. Bases 390 to 1103 code for a protein of 237 amino acids.